GGGUCUCUGGCAAGUACUUCUGUUGUCUCUGGUGGUGAUUGCCUGCCUCUUCUCUCUGGCUUGUGUUGCUGGCUUGAUUUUAAGAAGUACUAUUAUCCUUACUACGAUUCUUCUAAAUUUCUCUUUGGUUUCGCCUGGCCGCUGCGGGAAGAACUGAAUCGCUUUCCUAGUCUUGAUCUGUCUCAUCAUGCUGACCAGAAAAUCAACAAUGUGUCCUACAACGCUGGAGAAAGAGAAAGAGAGGUGAGAAGUUGUGUGAAUGCCGACACCCGCAUUACCUCUCGUCAAAAUUGGAAUCAUAGAGGGGGCCAGGAUGCCACCAACAGACCAUUAGUGCUCUUCAGACUCAGCUU
Messenger RNA from Sphenostylis stenocarpa, 353 nucleotides. NCBI's taxonomy places the organism in Eukaryota, Viridiplantae, Streptophyta, Magnoliopsida, Fabales, Fabaceae. The record is from the annotation of a GenBank genome assembly.